Photinus pyralis (common eastern firefly) is the source of this 1364-nucleotide messenger RNA. RefSeq names its product innexin inx2-like. Gene Ontology annotation, molecular function: gap junction channel activity. The record is from RefSeq and is a predicted model, not a curated record. The transcript has 4 exons. Gene Ontology annotation, cellular component: plasma membrane; gap junction. The coding region runs from base 142 to 1269 and encodes 375 amino acids. Gene Ontology annotation, biological process: phototransduction. Lineage: Eukaryota; Metazoa; Arthropoda; Insecta; Coleoptera; Lampyridae.
AGUUCCUUCAGUUGGCAAAUUCAACUUGGAAAUUCAAACAAUUUCAAAUCUCUCAUGAUUGUAUUUUUUCGUAAAAAAAACGUGCACAUUGUUAAAGUAAACAACAAGAGAUAUUUCGUUGAUUUAUUCCUGUGAAAGUGAAUGAAAAUUAUGCUGGACUUCCUAAAUUCAUUUAAGUCUCUAAUUAAAUUAGAGACAAUUCACACUGACAACAACAUCUUCAAGUUACACUACAGAUUCACUGUGAUCAUGUUGAUUGUGUUCUCCAUUCUAAUCACUUCCAAGCAAUAUUUCGGUGAUCCAAUUAACUGUGAUGUCGAACAUGAUCGAAAAAGUGUAGUUGACACCUACUGUUGGAUAUUCGGAACGUUCCGUAUUAAAUCAACCGUAGCAGAAUCGAUUUGGCCGGGGCUGGGCAAUUACGUCGAUAUGAGACAUGCGGGAAACGCCUGGAAGGAGAUUAUGAAAAGUAGCGAGCUCGACGACGUGAUAAUAUCGCAGAAGUACUACCAGUGGAUCUGCAUUGUUCUGUGCUUUCAAGCGUUACUAUUCUAUACACCUCGUUAUCUGUGGAAGACCUGGGAGGGUGGACGGUUACGCUUGCUCGUCAAAGAUUUAGGCUCUCCGCUGGUAUCGGCGUCGUGGACUGGAGAAUCUAAGGAUAAACUUGUCGGCUACGUACUUGCUGGCAAGUACUCCCAUAAUUUGUACUGCCUCCGAUUUACCGCAUGUGAAAUACUGAACUUUGUCAACGUUAUCGGUCAGAUUUUGCUGAUGGAUUGGCUACUGAGCUAUCAGUUUUCCGAUUACGGCUUAAGCCUACUGACGACUAACGCCUUUGAAACCAUGAAUCGCGUAUUCCCCAAGCUGACCAAGUGCACCUACGGCAAAUUUGGCCCGAGUGGCAGCGUGGAGACACGUGACGCCCUCUGCAUUCUGCCUAUUAAUGUUGUUAAUGAGAAGUUAUUUAUUUUUAUUUGGCUUUGGUUCUACUUGCUUACUCUAUUAUCGGCUUUCGCUAUAAUAUACCGUGUGUUGAUGAUAUGUGUACCCCAAGUUCGAGUGUACUUGUUAAUGGCACAAGCACGGUACAUAUCAAGGAGCCAUGCCGAGGCUAUCGUUAGACGUCUGACAUAUGGUGAUUAUUUUCUUGUGUAUCAGAUGGGGAAAAAUUUAAAUCCCUUGGUCUACAAAGAUUUAAUUGAUGGUAUUGGAAGUGUUCUUAAAGGGAGUAAACCUUACAAUCCCGAGGUUACAUUUCCUAUUUAAUCUCUUCAGGUUUUUUUGAUACUUAGAUUAUAAGUAUACUUAUUUUUGUACUUAAAUUAUGAAAGUAGAUCUCAAUAAAACUUUUGUAUUUCUCU